UGUGUGAGUACUCGCCUAUCUGUAUAGAAGGAAAACGGGAGAGGGUUUCGGUGGAGACUGCAAGUAACGGGGUGGCUUAUACUUGAAAUUCUCGCUGUUUUUUCCACCUCCUGGCUCCGGCGACAGCUCGAACGCUCUGAUGGAGGGGGAAAGAUCCGGCGGGGUGGCGGGCGGAACGAAUCAAAGCCCUGCAGGAAGCGGAUCGGGGCGCAAUCCGAACGGCCCGAAGGCUGUGAUCGGUCCCGCUCCCACCGCAGCAGCCUCCGCAGCAGCCGGGGCGAUGUCUGGAUACUCCCAGCCACGGGAUCCACAGGACGGGGAAGCGGGCCUCUCGCUGCCCGGGAUCUUACACUUUAUCCAGUAUGAAUGGAGUCGCUUCCAUGCCGAGAAAUACCGUUGGGAAGCCGAACGAGACGAGCUGAGGGCUCAGGUGGCAUUUCUGCAGGGCGAGAGGAAAGGUCAGGAAAACAUGAAGCAGGAUCUGGUUCGACGAAUCAAGAUGCUGGAAUACGCGCUGAAACAGGAGAGGGCCAAACAUCAGAAGCUAAAAAGCGGCACUGACCAGAGUCUUGGAGAGAAGAAACCAGAGACAGAGGCUGAACCACUACCCAAUGGGCCUGCAGAUUCAGACUCUGAGCCAACCAAUCAGAUGCCUUGGAAAGAAGGGCGUCAAUUAUUGCGCAAGUACCUGGAAGAGGUGGGUUACUCUGACACCAUCCUGGACAUGCGCUCCAAACGUGUUCGUUCCCUGCUGGGACGCAACAGCCCAGAGGCUAAUGGACCUCCUCCCAGUGAACCGCCUGCAGAACCAGAACCACCCCACAGUGGAGGAGAAUCACUACUAGUACGCCAGAUAGAAGAACAGAUCAAACGGCGUGCUGGGAAAGAGAGUUCUAAAGAACGGAUGGGUAGCUCUGUGCUAGAUAAAAUUCCCUUCCUCCGUGGCUGUGAGGACGAUGAUGAGGAUGACAGUGAUGAAGAGGAAGAUUUCCAGGGCAUGACUACAGAUUGCAUCGAUGGACACCGCAAAAACAAGAAGUCCAGGGGCAAGAUGGGUGGAGAGCCAAUGACCACAGAUCUUGACCCUGAGGAUGACGACGAUGAAGACGACUCGGAGGACGCUCUGGGCGAGUUUGAUUUCUUGGGCUCGGGAGAGGAGGGAGAAGGGGCGGGAGAGGCCCGUAUCUCUGGAGACGGACGGGAAUUGGGUUCAGAGAACCGCCGGAACAAGUUGCAGGGCAUAAUGUCGGAUUUCCCUCCCAAACCCACUUCACCGACUUCUAUACCAGGCCAGGCGCGCUCCAGUGAGGGGGGCGCACUAGGCUUCUCGUCUGACGUCUUCAUACUAGAUGCAGUUGGAGGAGGGGAUAUGAACCUUGGAGAGCUGGCUGACCUUACUGUUGCCAAUGACAAUGACCUCACCAUUGACUUGCAGGAAAGUCGCGAGGAGUUCAAGAAGACGUGGAACCCUCGCUUCACACUGCGAAGCCACUUUGACGCCAUCCGAGCGUUGACCUUUCACCCCAAUCAGGCCGUGCUGCUGACUGCCUCUGAGGACGGGACGCUCAAGCUGUGGAACCUUAACAAGGCCAUGCACUCCAAAAAAAAUGCAGCGCUGGACGUUGAGCCCAUUUAUACAUUCAGAGCACAUAGUGGUGCUGUUCUGUCUCUGGCCAUGGGGAUGGAAGGGGAGUCGUGCUUUAGCGGUGGUCUGGAUGGAACUGUGCGUGGCUGGAAGAUUCCAGAUCUUAAUGUGGAUCCCUACGACAACUAUGAUCCGGGUGUAGAGAGCAGUGCGCUGUCCGGUCACGAGGAUGCAGUGUGGGGUUUGGCUUACUCCUCCAGCCUGAAGCGUUUGGCCUCGUGCUCAGCCGAUGGCACUGUGCGGAUCUGGGACCCCCACAGUUCCUCACCAUGUGUCUCUGUCUUCAACAAGGAGAAAGAACACGGCACUCCCACCUCAGUUGCCUUUGUAAACACUGACCCGUCUCAGGUCGUGGUGUCCUUUGAUGGGGGCGAGACUCUGCUUUAUGACCUCAACACAGAGCAAAGCAUCAUAGUCCUGGAGACCCAGGCUAAGGAUGGCAGUGAAUUGAUUAACCGUGUGGUCAGCCAUCCGUUACAACCGAUUUCCAUAACAGCCCACGAGAAUCGCACCAUCCGCUUCCUGGACAACAAAACAGGGAAAGUGAUUCAUUCCAUGGUAGCUCACCUGGAUGCUGUAACCUGUCUCACCACAGACCCUAAAGGCACUUACCUCAUCUCUGGCAGUCAUGACUGCUCUGUGCGCUUAUGGAUGCUGGACAAUCGCACGUGUGUGCAGGAGAUCACGGCACACAGAAAGAAACAUGAUGAGGCCAUCCAUGACGUGGCCUUCCACCCCUCGCAGCCCUUCAUCGCCAGCGCUGGGGCUGAUGCACUUGCCAAGAUCUUCAUCUGAUUUCCUCACCGGGGAGCCACCCUCACUACUGGGCCAAAAGAGGGAAACACCGAAUAUCCAACAAUGUGCACACACACACACUCACACUAACUCUGAAAGGAACACGUCAUUUCCUGUGUAAAAGGCACAGAACUCAAUAACCUAUAAUCCUUUUAUCAAUGCCUCACACAUUGUGAUAUGAAUUGUACUGCUUUUAAUACUAAUCAUUUUGCUGCUCUUGUCCUGAUUUCAUUGUUAGACAACACUACUAAAUCAAAUUUCUUAUUUUUUUUAACUCUGCACAGUGUGGAGAGGUAGAUGUCCACUCUGUUGACAGAUGGACACAGGCAAACACACACACCUUAACACAACACACACCCUAGAGUUUAAUUUCAUGCAUGGUUUAGGUUGAGGAUUUGAAGGCUCUCGGUUUAUCAAGACAUUACCUAAGCCUGCACAUUUUCUUAAUGUAAAUUGCAUUAGCCCUAAUCUGUGAAUUAAUGUCCUCGCGUAACUGUUGCCUAGUAACGUGGGGCAUUUGAUGCAUUUCAUUCCAAAGACUGCUUUAGACGAGUUUCUUUAUUUAGCAUUUGCAUUUUAGCUGCGAAGUAAAACAGCUUUACCUUUAGCCUCACAGCUAAGAGCCUUAGCAUUUCAUAAUCACUUUCUUGCAUUUCAUUUGUAUAUCAUGAACUAAAACAAAACACAUGAACCUGCAUGUGUGCAUUUGUGACGGUGUCCGCACAAACCUUUUUUAUUCACUGUCAUCGUUCAAACCCGGUCAGGUGGCGUUGUCCAUAAUACUUAACUGACUGUCAAGUAGUGUAUUUAUUCUAGUGUUUGGUCGAAAGAACUUUUCUGGAAGAUCUUCAGUUGGGAGCACAAGAGUUCAAACUCUUUCUGUAUAUAAACAGAAUGUGCUGUACAUAGCACACUGUAUCACAAUCUUGGUGCUAAGAUCUCCUCUGAAUCAGGGACCUGUUCAUGUUGCGGGUCAAAAAGCAUUGAAUCUCAGUUGACGCCUGCCGUUCCUCUGAGUCAUCGGUUCUUUGGCACUUCAGAGUUAUAGCCAAUGUGUCAAGAGUUUCAGAAUUCUGAAGUGGUUUUGUCAGGGUAUUUUUAAAGACGAUAAAUUCCAACAAAGCAGAUGAUCUCUUGAGGAUCUUUGGUUGCCGCCAAAGAAAAUUGCAACUAAUUACAAAUUCCAGUGUUUUUACAAAUCGUAUGACAAAUUCCAGUGUACAGCUGUAUUGUAAAAUCAGUAUCCUGUAACUGCAGAGCUCUUGGAUGUCUAUUAUCUCAAGACCUUAGUCUUUCCUCUUUUGCUAAGAAGUGGACUAUGAGUGAUCCAGGAAUUUGAAAGGUGUAUAGUGUGAGGUUUGUCUCGGUUGAGGGUUUUCUGGGUGAACUGGCUAAAAGCAAAGCUCCAUUGGGCACUUUGAGUGAAGAAAAAGACAGUGCCCCCAGCUUUCUGUUGAUUAACCAAGGGAUGCAGGCACAAUACCGAAACUGGAGGGAUACAAAUUGGAAAAGUCCAUUUGAUGCUACUUAUGGCUUUAGCCAAGGCGAGAUGGAAGGUGAUAUAGGGUAUUCUGAGUAAAAUGGCUCGAAACAAAGGUCAGAUGGGCUAUUUAAAUACAGAGAAAGUAGUGCUCCCAGCCUUCUGUUGACUAACAGAGGAAUCAAGAUGUAACACUGGAAACCGGAGGGGUACGACUUUGAAAAGUCUGUUGGAUUCGCCUUGUGGCUUGUGCCAAGGCAAGAUGGAUGAUUCAGGGUAUUUGGGGUAAAAUGGCUUCAACAAAGCUCAGAUAAGUGAAAAUAAAAGCAGUGCGGCUUGCUUUCUGUAGACUAUUCAAAGGAUCAAGAUGCAACAUUGAAACUGGAGGGAGAUGAUUUCCAAAGUCUGCUUGAUGGACCUUGGGGCUUUAGUCAAGGUGCAAUGGAAGGUGAGUUGGAGCCAGAUCUGAUGUUCAGUUCCCUUGAUUCCAACCCUGAAUUCUAGAGAGCAAAGGUCACAUCACAUUUUCAGGUUUCCGUUCUGCAAGGUUUAUUUUUGUCUUUUACUGGUUUUCUGUGGUUGUAGAUGGAUUGCCAGAAGGCAGGUCAGAAUUGGUGGAAAGACUGAUGGUUCAAGGGCCAUAAAAUCACUCAAGCAUAAUGGAGACAUUUCAGUUCUUAACGAGACCACCUCCACCUAGAGUCGCCCCAUCCAACACGGAAAAUGAGCCUUUCCACUUGGGGCGUGUGGUGUCUAGUGAGAAAAUCAGGUUCGAUUUGCAAGUUUGUAAAUCUACAAAACCUCUCAGAGUGGUUUAAAGCAAUAGUUCACCAUGAAAUAAUAAUGCAACAUUUCACUUUUGGGUGAACUAUUCCUUUAAUUGGACAUGGGUAUGUCUUUUGUUUUCCUUGUACAAUACUGAGAACACAUGUUCAUUUUGGGGUACUCACCCAGUCAAUGAAUGUCACACAUAACCAUUCAGUAGAAUAACAUAAUCCUUUGCUGCUUACCUCUUUUCCUGUUAACUUCGCACCGCACACUAACGGUUAGCUUUAUGCUACACUGCAUCCAUUUAUUGCUGCAUCGUUACGUUCUCUUCCAAAGACUGCCGAUUGCAUGGGUGUUUAGAUGAGUCCUGCUGUCUCUUUUGUACACCAGUUUUUCCACACCUCUGAUGCAGUAUGAGUCUUUAAACUAUGACAAAACACAUUCCUUACUGAGAGAGGACGAAUCGGUGUAAAAAGAACGAAACCGAACGUUUAUAUGUUUGACAAUCUGCCAAUGCAAAAUGUAUGUUUCCCAUUUUUUCACUUAUUUGCUUUUCUUUACUAGACAUAUUAUCAUUUUGAUUACUAGGAAUAAGGUGUAAGAAGACAGUAGUACCUUUUUUGCUAGGCUUAAGGCUUGCUUGUGAUUUGUGAAAAAGCCUAAAAAAACAGAAAAUCAUAUGGAAAUUUUAAGGAAAAAAUUGUCAGUCCACAGCCAAGGUAAAAGGACUUUUUGUUAUGUGUUUUUAUUUUUUAAUAGCAAUUUAUCACUGUGUGAUAUUUUGUACAUCAUAUUAAGCUGUAUUAAAACAAUAUCCUCUAACUACAAGGGAUAAAACGACCAGCCUUUUAUUUAUUUUGUUUUAUUAUACAUAUAUUUGAACGGCUUUCUAGCUCCUAUCAGAUUACAUCUUUUCCUUAUUCUUGUUUUUUUUUUUUUUUUUUUUUUUUACUUUGCAGGUCUUGUUGUAUGUCAUGAAAAACAAAAAACGACUUAAUAAAAACAUGGUUUUGUACAGACAUUUAAUUCUUGUCUCAUCCCAA
This is a messenger RNA of Myxocyprinus asiaticus (Chinese sucker), 5731 nucleotides long. It is a transcript of the gene strn4, whose product is annotated as striatin, calmodulin binding protein 4. Bases 140 to 2440 code for a protein of 766 amino acids. The record is from RefSeq and is a predicted model, not a curated record. The transcript has 18 exons. Lineage: Eukaryota; Metazoa; Chordata; Actinopteri; Cypriniformes; Catostomidae. Gene Ontology annotation, cellular component: dendrite. Gene Ontology annotation, molecular function: calmodulin binding; armadillo repeat domain binding; protein-containing complex binding.